AACUGCUAUCGUCCAUAUCUAUCUGAUAACACAUGUGAGACAACACCUGUUGGAUGACCACGUCAAGUACAGAGAGAUGAUUAUCUUACUUUCAGUAAUUGUUACGCUGGUGCCUUUAUGCAGAGCGCAGGUAUGUGAAGAUGUGGAUGCAGCUAUCUGUCAAGAAAUAUUCGCCGUUGAUCCUAACUUUUGUUCCAGUGCUUGUUUCGCCUCGUCUGUCUGUCCCCGAACCUGUGGAAAAUGCCCAUUGAAGUGCUACGAUUGCCAUCAGGUGGAUAAUCCAAACCUGUGCAAAACAAUUACACAAUGUCCGAGUCGUGAUCAUUUUUGCAUCACGACACAAUCCUUUGACGAUGACUUCAAGGAUACCUACAAACUAGGAUGUGCCUUGAAUUCUAUAUGUGCAGAACAUUUACAAACAGUUAUCAAUCGCAGGGAUCAAAUUCUAACAGAGGUGAUCCAACUUAAAGGGUCAUGCUGUACAACGGAUCUAUGUAAUAUAAACACGUUGAAUAUAUCGACAACGCAACCAUCAUCACCAAUAAUAAAUACAAACAUGCCGACUUCAGCCGUUCCAUCUGUGACGUCAGGUCCUAGUACGACAUCUCCGACGCCAGCCGUUCCGUCCUUGACGUCAGGUCCUAGUAAAACAUCUUCAACGCCAGUCGUUCCGUCUGUGACGUCAGGUCCUAGUACGACAUCUCCGACUCCAGCCGUUCCAUCUGUGACGUCAGGUUAUAAUGUGACAUCUGGUACGAGCGGUACACAGUCGACAUCGGUUGUACCAGCAGUGACAUUUAUUCGCAAGCUGAGAUCCAGUGUCUGUAAGGACGUAACUACAGACAUUUGCACUCGUCUUGGAAAAAGUCUACCUAAUAUGUGUUCAAAUGACUGCAUUGCCAACGAGGUUUGUCCACGAACAUGUAGGAAAUGUAUCAGUUGCUACGAUUGCAGCCAUGUACCCAAUCCGGAAAACUGUACACAAAAAACCAUUUGUGAAAGAGGAGAGCAAUGCCUUUCAGUAGAGACACUUUCAGCAAGUUUUGAACAUGGCUAUAAACUUGGAUGCAUUGGGGAAAAAAUCUGCUCGACCUUUGGUCACGCUGCUCCAGGCACAUUCGGGAAGCGUCAAGGAUAUGAAUUGUUCGUUCGUGGUGGGUGUUGUAAUCAGGAGUUAUGUAACCAGCACGCAGUACAGCAGACUUCACCUAAACAAGCAACCUCAACAAUGUCCACGCUGUUGCCUUCUACUGCAUUACCGACCACAAUUACAAGCACAACGUCGACGUCCACUGGACCGACGGCUACCAGUAAACCCGCAUCGUCGACUCAAACUGCAAUACCAACUACCAGUCAAACCACAGCGACAACUUCAACUGCAUUACCGACUACUAGUAAAACAACAGCGACGACGUCAACUGCAUUGCCGACUACCAGUAAAACCACAUGGUCCACAAAACAACAGACAAAACAGACAGCUGCCGCCCUAGUGACCACUACACUGAUUCCAUGCAAGGAUUACGACUCAUCAGGAUACUGUAGUCAAUUUGUACCUAUUAUAUGUACCACGACGGAUCCCAUAUCUAAAAAGUUUGCCUUAUCUAACUGUGCCUUAAGCUGUAAUCUUUGCGACGAAUUCCAAGCUUUGGUAGCGUCUGGCGAAAUAACUAUUUCACCAUAGGAUGUUUGUUUAUCGAUUGAACAAUAUUUCACAAAAUAAAACCAGUACAAAUACCAUA
This is a messenger RNA of Pecten maximus, 1739 nucleotides long. RefSeq names its product integumentary mucin C.1-like. The coding region runs from base 77 to 1681 and encodes 534 amino acids. The transcript is spliced from 11 exons. The record is from RefSeq and is a predicted model, not a curated record. NCBI's taxonomy places the organism in Eukaryota, Metazoa, Mollusca, Bivalvia, Pectinida, Pectinidae.